AUCCUGACAGCAGAGCCUAUUGCCAGUUGUCUUUAGUGAAGAACAGUAAUCCACUUCUUGUUAUUGCCAUGAGGAAUACCUACACCCUCUUUCUAUUUGUAGUGAUCUCCUUUAACGGAAGCACCGCAGCAGAUGCUGAAGAAAAGCUAAUGAACCACCUACUGAGUCCUGACAGGUACAAUAAGUUAAUUCGUCCAGCUGUCAACUCGUCCCAGUUGGUAUCUAUAGAACUGCAGGUUUCCCUGGCACAGCUCAUCAGUGUGAAUGAACGGGAGCAGAUCAUGACUACAAAUGUUUGGCUGAACCAGGAGUGGAUUGAUUACCGUUUGGCUUGGAAGCCCUCUGACUAUGAAGGGAUAAAUAAACUGAGAAUACCUGCAAAACACAUCUGGCUGCCAGACAUUGUACUUUACAAUAAUGCGGAUGGCACAUAUGAAGUUUCCCUAUACACAAAUGUGAUUGUACAGAACAAUGGAAGCAUUCGCUGGUUGCCUCCAGCCAUUUACAAAAGCGCCUGCAAGAUUGAGGUUAAGCAUUUUCCAUUUGAUCAGCAAAACUGCACACUAAAGUUUCGAUCUUGGACCUAUGACCAUACAGAAAUUGAUAUGGUACUCAAAACUUCCAUGGCAAGCAUGGACGACUUCACACCAAGCGGAGAAUGGGAUAUUGUAGCACUUCCAGGAAGGAGGACUGUAAACCCUCUGGACCCCAGUUAUGUGGAUGUGACAUAUGACUUCAUCAUUAAAAGGAAACCUCUUUUUUAUACCAUCAAUCUUAUCAUUCCCUGUGUGCUAAUUACAUCCUUAGCAAUCCUGGUGUUCUACUUGCCUUCAGACUGUGGUGAAAAGAUGACUUUAUGCAUAUCUGUGUUGCUUGCCUUGACAGUGUUCUUGCUGCUGAUCUCCAAAAUUGUUCCUCCAACAUCUCUAGAUGUUCCACUGAUUGGGAAGUACCUCAUGUUUACAAUGGUAUUAGUGACAUUUUCAAUAGUUACCAGUGUCUGUGUACUCAAUGUCCACCACAGAUCCCCAAGUACUCACACUAUGCCCCCUUGGGUAAAGCUUGUUUUCCUUAACAGACUCCCAGCCUAUCUGUUCAUGAAGCGCCCAGAAAAUAAUUCUCCACAGCAAAGGCUGUGCAACCGCAAAAAAACAAGAUCUGAGCAUCUUUGUAUGGACCCAGCUGAGCUGUACAAGAACCCCACCUAUUUUAUGAAUACAGCCUCUGCCAAAAAAUACAACAUGAAAAUCACAGAGACUCUUGACAAUGUCAGUAGCCAUCAAGAUUUUAGGUUAAGAUCAACCACGAAAUUUUCUCCUGAAGUCCAAGAAGCAAUUGAUGGAGUCAGUUUUAUAGCAGAACACAUGAAAAGUGAUGACAAUGACCAGAGUGUCAUUGAAGAUUGGAAGUAUGUUGCCAUGGUAGUGGACAGGCUGUUUCUCUGGAUAUUCGUCUUUGUUUGUGUCCUGGGGACUGUUGGAUUAUUUCUGCAGCCACUUUUUCAAAACCACACUGCUGCCAUGAACCCUUAGUUGUCCUUUAACAUUGGCAAUGCUUACGUAGAUGCUGGGCCUCAUUCUGCUCUCAUUUCCCCUCUAAUAAUCCAGAGAGAUGUCAGUGGAGUUGCUCUUGCAUCAGAUUUACAGUAGGGGAAUGGAAAGUGGAAUUUGACCUGCUAGAUCAUUGUGAUAGGAAAAAUCCAGAAAACAAUUAUUUUUUCCAAAGAUUUCAUUAUUUCUGGUGAUAUGUUGGCCAUUUUUUUUCAAUCAUUUGAAGCCCAAAUAAAACAGAGAAAGGCAUUUACUGGACACUAUGCCAGCCUGGCUCAGGUUUAUUAUUAAAACGAUAUUUUAUAUACAUUGUCUCAGGAAGGACAUUUUCUUUCCUCAGAAUGCUGCAGUUUCCACAUUGCAGUUUCCAUAUUACAAAGAAGCUAUUGCUAUGACAUUUAUUUCCUUUUAAUGCCUCAAAACUACGUAUGCCUGGUUUAUAAAGAGUGUUACAGGUGGAAUCAUUACUGUUUAGCUGCUUUGAAUGUGAUAUUUAAGAUUGAACUGAAAAACAGAGCCGCACUUUUGAAGUGCCACUAUCAGGUUUCUCAUC
This is a messenger RNA of Rhea pennata, 2103 nucleotides long. RefSeq names its product cholinergic receptor nicotinic beta 4 subunit (gene CHRNB4). NCBI's taxonomy places the organism in Eukaryota, Metazoa, Chordata, Aves, Rheiformes, Rheidae. Gene Ontology annotation, biological process: monoatomic ion transmembrane transport; regulation of membrane potential; chemical synaptic transmission. Bases 69 to 1532 code for a protein of 487 amino acids. The record is from RefSeq and is a predicted model, not a curated record. Gene Ontology annotation, molecular function: transmembrane signaling receptor activity; acetylcholine-gated monoatomic cation-selective channel activity. The transcript has 6 exons. Gene Ontology annotation, cellular component: plasma membrane; synapse; postsynaptic membrane.